Molecule: messenger RNA, 972 nt
Organism: Medioppia subpectinata
Lineage: Eukaryota; Metazoa; Arthropoda; Arachnida; Sarcoptiformes; Oppiidae
Source: the annotation of a GenBank genome assembly
AUGUUGUUAACUAUACUAACCGUGUUUAUUGCCAUAAACACUGAGGCAUUUCUAUUUGGAUCACCUAGUGCCGAACAAUUUAGCACCAAGUUCAAUCUGUUUACCCGUCGCAAUCCGCAAAAUGCGCAAGUAAGCUCGCAACCCGAGGGCACCGGUAGCCUGGCCAAUUUCAACAACACCCUGGUCACCAAGUUCAUUAUACACGGUUAUGGUGUGGCGCCGGCCGGUGCCAUGUCAUUGGAAACCAUGAAGGACGAGUUUUUGAAUGCCGGCGACUAUAAUGUGUUUAUUGUCGACUGGAGUGCAGGCAAUCAUUUAUUGUCAUAUGAGCAGACUAAAGCUAACAUAAAGUCGACAGUACCACGAGCGAUCAUAAAGUUAAUUUCCGAAUUACAGAGUAAAUCAGGGUUAGAUCUAAACAAGGUUCACAUUGUGGGCCAUUCAUUGGGCGCACACAUCGCCGGUUUCACCGGCAAAGCUUUCAAUAGCAAGAUUGGGCGCAUUACUGGUUUGGACCCAGCAAGUCUCGGUUUUGAUGGUCAACCUUCAACAGAUAAACUAGCACCAUCAGAUGCUCAAUUUGUCGAUGCCAUACACACUGAUGCCGUACCGGUGAUAGGGCUGGGUAUACAUGAAAACUCCGGGCACAUUGACUUUUACCCCAAUGGCGGAACCACACACCAACCUGGUUGCAUUAUCAACAGAGUCACCUCGGGUUGGGUUUGCGAGAUAAUGAUCAACGAAGAAGUGCAUUGGACUGAUUAUACUUUCAAAAAACGGAUAGAAAGCGCCCGUGGUCAAAUAAUAUUUUUUGCCAACAGUGAUGCUCUCGUAAGGCUUGGCCAGUAUUGCCUGUUCACCGAAUAUAACAGUGCCUCCAUUAGCGCCGGCACUAUCAUCGCAAUCACCGGACAGUCCGAGCACUGGGUGGCCACACCCUUAGGGUUAUUAGGGUUGAUGCUAGCCGUGUAA